AUGUUAUCAGCUUUUUAAAAAGAAGUGAAUACAAAUUUUUCUGAAAACCAAGAUAAAUCCUUAGAAUCUUAAAAUGAAUUAUAAGGCAACAAAAUGAGAAUAAUUUUAAUGGCAAUUGAAAUUGAACGAUUAAAUUCAAUCUUAAACUCAAAAAUAGAUUACUACAACUAAAAAAUGUAAGACUAUAUUAAGAGAGGUUAAAAUUAUAUGUAAAACUUAGAGUUAUUUUAUAAGGGAUAAAUUGUUGAAUACUUGUAACAGAAUACUGAAUUGAAUUAAUAAAUUCUAGAGAAAAAUGCCUUGAUAUCUAAAAUUUUUUUAGAAAACUCUUAAUAAGAAAUGAAUAUGCUUAUAACUCAAUAGUGUCUCUAAUUUGAACAAGAACUCAAAAAUUCUUUGUUGAGAAAUUUAUAAUUAUAAAAGGAAAUUUAGGAACUUCACUACUAAUUUGAUGAUGCUCCAUAAUUAAGGAAAUAAUUAAAUGAUUUAGAAUAAUUAUACUCAUAACUGUUGAUACAAAAAAAUGAAGAAAUACAGCAAUUGAGAUAAAAUAAUCCACAACUUUCACUUAAAAAUUCCUAAUUAGCAACUCUUAAUUAACUCUUAGAAUAAAAAGAAUUAGAAUUAUAGGAAUGGUAAUAUAGCUCUUAAUAAAGUAAUUUAAUUCAUGAAAACCAAAGAUUAACAAAAGACCUUAAAUUCUUGAAUGACAAAUUAAAUUUGCUAUUAAUUAGUAAUGAUCAUCAAACAGUUAAAUAGGAAGAUAUUUAAACUAAAAACUAUUAUUAACCAACAAAUCCUAAUAAAUUUAUAUAAGAAAAUGACUAAAGAAAUGAAACCCCUAGAAGGUAAUAAAUAAAUACAAAAGUAAAUUAAUUUUUUAAAAGACCAAAUACUCCUUAACCAUAAUAAAUAUCUAUAAAUUUUUAGUCUUUAUCUUAAGAAUAACGAGAAACACAAAAUUAUCAAAAUAUCAAUUUAAUUAAUGACCUGCUGUAAUAAAUUUUAUUGAUUUAAAAUCAAAAAAUCUAAUCAAAAUAGAGUAUAAACAAUCAAAUUUCUUUAUUAAAUAGAGUUUUGAAUAUAAAGUAACAAGAAAUGUCAUAAUAUCUGUGCUAAAACAACAUUUAUGUCAUCAAUCAUAAUUUGUCAAAGUCACCUUAAAUUAUUACUAAUCCAAAAUUAAAGAGAUUCCAUAAAUAUUAUAGUGUGUCUCCAAAUAACUGUUAUUCUUAACCUUAUGCUAUUUUAUAGCCUCAUUUAAGAAGUCGAGUUUAUUAACAUUCUUAUGGAAUAAAGACUGAGACUACAAUUCUUUCCUAUUAAAACAUUUUUAAAUAAUAGUUGGCUCCAGUAGUUAUGAUGCCAUAAAAUGUAGUCGCUUAUCCUUAAUCUAGACAGGGACCUUAGAUUCAUUAUCAUUUUUCACCAAUUCAAAAAACUGUAGUAAAAUAGAACUUUCAGAAUCCACCAUACUUUGUAAGAGGAAUAUAUCCUAAUGAGACUGCUUAAUUUUGUAAGCCUAUUAAAAUAAACGUUAACCAACCUAAUUUAAGAGUUUUCGAGAGAUAGGAAUAAACACUCUUGGAAAACUCCCAUCAACCACAAUUUGAUGUUUAUACAACCGAAUUCUAAGUUAAUUCUUAAGAAAACAUAAAUAACGAAGUAUCUAACUAAAAAAAUUUUCAAAAUAAAUAGGAUGCAAAUGUCAAAUCUCAAAAGUAAAACUAUGAAUUAGAUAGGAGAUUACCUCGAAAUACGGCUCAUUUUAAUGAAAAUGAUUCGAUAUCCUAAAAGUCAUUUGAAAUCUAAGAUUUACAUAUUUUUAAUAAAAUAACCUUGUAAGAACCUGUGUCUAUUGUAAAGUAGAAGUUCGAUAGUUAACAAUAAUCAGAAGAAAAGAUUAAAGAGAAUGAUAGUUUAUAUCUAAUUUACAAAUAAUUUCAAGAUUUUCGAUUGAUAUUCAAGCAGAAACUAUAAAGGUCGGAAUUGGAAAUUAAAAAAACAUAUUCAAACUCUUUGGAGCAAUUAUAAAAUCUAGAGAACUAAAUUUUAGUUUUGAUCAAUGAAAAAUAAUAAAAAGUUUAGAAUUAAAGAGAUAAUAAAUUUAAUAGAAUUUCUUAAGAAUAUCAAAAUUAUAAAAUUUAAUAGCCAAAUUCUGAUCAUAAUAAAUUAGAUAACCAAACAUAGGUUAAUGAAUCUAAUGAUUUUUUAUUACAAAUUGCUUCACAGAAGAAAUUGCUUAAUGAAUAAUAAACUCAUUUUUUACAAUUAAUUUAAAUAUAAGAUGAAAUUCAAAAUUACUAUGAACCUUUAGUAUCUUAGUUAUAUUAAAGAGAAUCAGAAUUAAACAAAGAAGUAUUUAAAAUAAAAUAAGAUCAUGAAAAUUAAAUGUUAAAUUUAACAAGAUUAUAAAAAUAAUCAGAAGAAAUUAGUCACCUUGAAUAAUAAAAUUCUUCUUUAUAACACUAACUGCAGGAUUAUAUGAAGGAUUUGCGGGAUAUUCAAUUAAAAUUGAAAUUUGAACAAGAUUAACAUCAGUUCACAAAGCAUGUAGUUCAAUCGUUGUAAAAAGAGACUAAUACUUAAUAAAAUACAAUAGAAGAGAUUUAAAAGCGAAAUACAAAUUUAGAAUAGCAACUUAAGAAAACAGAAUAAUUUUUAUUGGAAAUUUAAUCAAACUCAAAAAAGUAAACAAUAAACUAAAAUAAAGAGACUUAAACUAUAUCAAUAGAAAAUAAAUAAUCACUUAAUAAUGAUUAGAUUGAAAUAGAAAAUCUAAAAUAAAAGUUAUUUUUUGAAUAAGAAUUAUCUAAUCAACUAAAUGAUUCUAUUUCUGAACUUUAAUAGUAAAUUUAAACUUAAGAAUAAUUACUUUAAUAAUAGAAAUUAAGUAAUUCAAAUCAAUUUGAAGAAAUUCAAAAUUUAACAAAAGAGAAAAUCGAAAUAGCUUAAUAAUUAAAAAUGAUUUAGAUCAAAUAUUUAUCAUUAAAAGAGUAACUUGAUUAAAUGUAAAAAUAAAAAGAUUGUAAUCAAAAUAGUGAAUAAAUAUAAAAUAUGGAUGUCAUUUAGAAUUUAAACUUUUAAAUAGAAGAUAUGAAAUAACUUAACUCAUUUCUUUAAAAUUAGUUAUCUUAAAUGCAAUAAAAUAGCGAAGUAUAAAUAUCGGCUUAAAAUACUGUUUUAUCCUCAAAAAUUGCGCUAUUAGAAAAACAAUUAUCAACAGAAAAAGUAUUAAAAGAAUAAGCAAAUAUUAAAAUAAUUCAACUUGAAAAGUAAUUUCAAGGUUCUCAAAAUCAACUAUCUUAAGGUAAAGCAAAUGAUUUAAAAGAACAGAUAUUUUAAUUAUCAAAUUAGUAAUAGCUAUUGCAAUAACAAAAAGAAAGGUUGGUUUAAUCAUUUGAAUUAGAGUUAAAUCAACUUAAAUAAUAAAUUACUGAACUGACUAAUUAAAAUUAAAAUUAUUAAGAGCAAGUCAAAGAUUUUGAAACAAAAUAAUUGCUACACUUAUAAUUAUAAAAACAAUAUACCAACUAAACUCAUUUGCUUAAUUAAUAACAAUAACAAAUCAUUAUUUUGGAAUAAGAAAAUCAUCAAAAUCAAAUUGAUUUACAAAAGCUAAGACAAAAUUUAAAAUUAGACAUAGAGGAUUUUGAAGGCUGUUAAAAUGAUUAAAUUAACAAAUUACGAAAACAAAUUGAUGAUCUAAACUCAUAAUUUUUUAUUCAAUAAAGAGAUAUAAAUUAUUUAUAAAGUUAAAUAUAGUUUGAAUAACGAGAAAAAAAAAUUAUUAUUUAGAAUAAAACUAUUUUAGAUGGACAUAUCAAAUAAAUGCAAGAAGAAAAUUUAUAAUUGUAGAAUUAAAUAUUCAAAUAACAGAAUGAUAUUGAAUAAUUACAAAAAAAUAUGAGACAAUAUAAUAUUAUUGAAUAUUCUUCAAAUUAAAAGGAAGGGUUCAUUUAUAAUGAAUAAAAAACUUAUAAAAAUUAAAAUGAAUCACUUUCAUUUGAUAUUACAAAAUUGAAAUAAGAGAAUUAAACUUUAAUUUAAGAAUGCCAAAAACUGAAAGAUGCUCUAUUCUAUAUGACAGAGGAGAAAAAUAGGUUAGAAAAGAUCUUUAAUUAUUAAAAUUAAGUGCAAGAAACCCAGUUUCAACAAAUACAAUAAUCUCAAAUUAUAACUUAAAAUAAUAAAAAUGAGGAAUAAGAUUAAGUAAAAUAAAAUAAGUUUUAUAUUGAAUAAAACAAAAUUUGGGAUUUGAGUAGUAAAAUUUCUGCGGCUUUGGUUAAAUUAGAGGAAUUUGAUGAUUUGAACUUUAGGAUUCAGAAAACAAAACAAGAUUUAUAGAAUUAGAUCCAGAAAUUAAAACAACAAGCUAUUUAUGUUUAAUAACUCAGGAUAUAAAAAAAAGAUGAAGAUAAAAUUAAAAAAAGUAAUGAGUAAAAGUUUCCAUAAAAUUAGCAUAACUAAAAGGUAGAUGAAAUAUCAUAAAUAAUUUAAGCAUUAAUUAUAAGCAUAGGGGAUCAUAUAUAGCUUAAUUCAUAAAUUGUUUAGAUUACUGAAAAGAUUAAGUAAUUAUUAGGUGAUACUAACAGUAUAGCUGCAUCAAUUCAGUUGUAAAAUUAGACCUUGAAAAAAUAAGAAAAUGUUAAACAAAAAGAAAAUAGUUCUAUUUAGACUAAUUAUGAAGAGCAAUAUAAAGAAUUAAUGGUUGAGAAUGAUAAGUUAAAUUAGAAAGCAAAUUAAUACUAACACCUGUUAAUAUAAUUACAGGAUGAGUAUUACAAAUAAGGAUCUGCACUUGACAGUAUAACGAAGGAGUAUUAGCAAAUUAAUAAUAAAAAUGAAUUUAAAAUAAUCAAAUUAAUUCAUUUUGAACAAUUAAAUGAUAAAAUAUAUAAGUAAGAACUUUAAAUUGAAGAAUAAUCACAGUAGAUUUAAGACUUAUAAAAUUACAUUGAUUAAGAAUAGAAACAACAUUUGGAAGAGAUUACAAGAUUGAAUAAUUAAAUAGUAGAAAAUUAGUUGCAAGGGGAAAAAUUUAACCAACUUAAUUAAGAAAAUAGUACAUUAAAACAGGAUAUAUCUAAUCUAUAAUCUGUAUUACAAAAAUAAUAAGAUUUAAUAGAAGAACAAAAACUCAUAUACAUAUAAAAUUAAGAGGAAUAUACGCAGCUAAAGCAAGAGGCUUAAAGAUUAUAUUAGCGAUUGUUAUAAAUGUCAAAUAGUAACAAUAUAUUAAAAGAAGAGAAAGAAUAAGAGUUACAAAGAUUUUAGAGAGAGAGUAGAUAAAUUCAAGAAAGUUCUGAAAAACACAAAAAUGAAAAUAUUUAAUUUAAACUAUAGGUUGAUAGAUUAUAAAAAUAGGUUUAGGAAUUUAAGAAUUAAUCAGAUAGCAAUCUAUAAUAAUAACUCAAAAAAGUAUAGACCAAACUAGACGCCAGUUUAUAAUAAUAAAAAUAAAUUCAUGAUGAAAAGAGAAUAAUCAACGAUCAAAUUUAAUAAUAAUAAGAAUAAUUAGCAAAUUAAUAAAAUACAAUACAUUAUCUUAAAUAAGAAAUAUCCAGAUAGGAACAGGUUAUAUCCUAAUUGUCUUAGUAAAAUAAUAUACAAUCAUCAUUUGUCUAAGAGGUAACAUUUUUUGAUGAUUCUAAGAAUUCUUCCCCUUUAGAAUUUAAAGUAAAACAACUACAAAAUGAAAAUACUCAUUUGCAUCAACUAUUAUUAGAUAUGGAAAAAGAUUAUGCUCAUAAAAUCAAAUUAUAAUAGCUGUAAAUCUAAGGAUUGAAUGAUAAGUUAAGAGAAAUGGUUUAUGAAUAAACUAAGAAAGUUCCUAAACUAGAUGAAUUGGCCAUCAAUUAUUAGAAUCAUUGAGAUAAUUUCUAUUUAUAUGAGGAGUAUGAUUAUACUAAUUAAUGUUUGACAAUUUUAUAAAUUUAUGAUUC
Molecule: messenger RNA, 5945 nt
Organism: Paramecium tetraurelia
Lineage: Eukaryota; Ciliophora; Oligohymenophorea; Peniculida; Parameciidae
Exons: 6
Source: RefSeq, a predicted model, not a curated record